This is a messenger RNA of Debaryomyces fabryi, 1638 nucleotides long. RefSeq lists its product as uncharacterized. Gene Ontology annotation, biological process: transmembrane transport; carbohydrate transport. The record is from RefSeq and is a predicted model, not a curated record. Bases 1 to 1638 code for a protein of 545 amino acids. Gene Ontology annotation, molecular function: carbohydrate:proton symporter activity. Gene Ontology annotation, cellular component: membrane. The transcript has a single exon. Lineage: Eukaryota; Fungi; Ascomycota; Pichiomycetes; Serinales; Debaryomycetaceae.
AUGAAUAUGGAUAAAAAAAAUAUUUCUCCAGAAAACUCAAGGAAUAGUUCAAUUGAAGCUCCAGAUCAAAUUUAUACUCUAGCUGAUGUCACACCCAAAUUGGAAAAAAUAUGGUUUCGGUACCCGUGGUUGUUGCAAUUAAAUAUUUUUCUCUUGGGAGGAAUUUUGGCUCAAGUUACGUCGGGAUACGAUGGUAGUAUGAUGAAUAAUUUGCAGACACUUCCAAGCUGGAGAGAGUACUUUGAUCAGCCUACCGGGAGUCGAUUGAGUACCAUGGCUAAUGGAGUUGCAAUUGGUACAUUGAUCUCGAUUCCGUUUACUUGGUUUGUAUGCGACUACUUGGGAAGAAGGUUGACUGUUAUGUUCGGUUGUGUUGUUGUCAUUAUAGGUGCCGCAUUACAAGGUGGUGCAGUGAAUUUUGGAAUGUUUACUGCCUCAAGAGUCCUACUUGGUGUUGGGUCAUGCUUUGCAUCGGCAGCAGCUUCACCUUUGUUGGCAGAGACUUCAUUUCCAUCCCAGAGGCCAGUUGUGACAGCCUUAUUGUUGGCAUCAUGGCCUCUUGGUUCUUUUGUUGCUGCAUUAGUGACUUGGGGUCCAUAUCAUUCAAGCAUGAAAUAUAAUAACUGGUCUUGGAGAAUUCCAUCCAUCUUACAGUGUGCUUUUCCUGCUCUUGAAUUAGUUCUUGCGUUUUUUGGGCCAGAGUCGCCAAGAUGGUUGAUUAGCAAGGGUAGAAGUGAUGAAGCAGAGAAGUUUUUCAUCAAGUACCAUGCUGGCGGGGAUGCAAGCAGUCCAUUAGUCAAUUUCGAGAUGGCUGAAAUCAAGGCAAUUAUCGAACAAGAGGAAAUGCAAAAGAGGAGUAAAUGGAGUGAAUGGUUCAGGUCUAAGCAACGUCUUCGUAGGUUAUUUAUUGUUCUAGCUGUCCCAGCUAUGGCACAACUUUGUGGAAACGCACUUAUCUCAUAUUACUUACAAAUAGUCUUGACCAAUAUUGGCAUCACCGAGACGAACGACCAGCUUAAAAUCAAUAUUGGUAUGACUGUCUAUGGUUUAGUCUGGUCCGUUGGUUGCGCAACAUUUGUUGAUAAGUUCAAACGUAAGAAAACUUUUAUCGGAGGCUACAUCCUUAUGUGUAUUACUUAUGUAAUUUGGACCAUAUUAUCUGCAAUUAAUCAGGAGCAUGAUUUCAAAAAUAAGGGCUUAGGAAGAGGCGUCGUUGCUAUGAUCUAUCUUUUCCUGGGAUUUUAUCACAUUGUAUCACCUGUAUCUAUGACUUAUGUUAUGGAAGUGUGUCCAUUCCAUUUGAGAGCUCAAGGGGCGACUCUCUAUCAACUAUCUGGAAAUGUGGUCGGUUUCUUCAAUAAUUAUGUGAACAAUAUUGCAAUGGUUGCAAUAACUUGGAAAUACUACAUUGUAUGGUGUAUAUGGUUAGUUGUUCAAAUGAAUAUUGUAUAUUGGAUAUUCCCAGAAACUAAGGGUCUUGGUUUGGAAGAAGUUGCUCAAGUGUUUGGAGAAGAUGUGACCGUGGGAUACAAAGCUGGUGAUCGUGCUCUUGAAUAUGGUCUAGAUGAAGAAAACAAGGGAGGUGUAUCUGUUACACAUCUUGAAGAAAAACUUGAUCAGAACAAGAGUCUUGCAUAA